AUGAAGGUAUUUCUUGCCGUUUUGUUUGGUAUUUUCGUUACAAACUGUGCGGCACAUUCCACCAAGUUAACACUCUUCACACCCUACGUGCCAGUUCACCCGCUCGAUGAAGGAUAUUUCCCACGGCCAAAAUAUUUCGACCACGUGGAAACGGGACUGGUGCAGGAGCAUCCAACUGUGAGAUUUCCCGAUUCGCACUCACAUUCGUUGCAUCCGGUGGUACCUCAGCACCACUAUCCACACACACUUCACCAACCGAUUCACCAUCCUCCAGAGCUGUUCCUUCCCGAUAAAAGGUAUCUGAGCUUUGUCGCUCCAUCCGCAUCCUUGGUGGCGUACGUUCCGGUACAACGGGGCAAACCAGGUCCCUGGGCUGUACCGAACGUAUUUAUCAAGGGACAGGGCUACAGUACCAACCAUUAUGUGGCACCGACACUGAUGACGAAGCUCCUCGCACAGGACCCCCGAUAG
Anopheles moucheti is the source of this 471-nucleotide messenger RNA. RefSeq lists its product as uncharacterized. The record is from RefSeq and is a predicted model, not a curated record. The transcript has 2 exons. NCBI's taxonomy places the organism in Eukaryota, Metazoa, Arthropoda, Insecta, Diptera, Culicidae. The coding region runs from base 1 to 471 and encodes 156 amino acids.